ACUUGUCUUUGUUCCCGCCCACCUACUGUUGCAGGAAGUAGUUACAUGGCGAAGUUUACUUCAAACUCGACUGGCGCGCGCAAAGUAUAACAAUUCACAUUAAUAGUCAAGUGAAUGCAUUUUCCUAAGUAAUAACUAACUUAUUUAACCUAAAAAUGUCAAAGUUUCUUCGAGCAGUAAAGAACAACAUACCAGAAAAGGACCAAUCGGAACUUACGGAGAACGACCUGAAAAAAUGGGGGCUAGCUAUUACUUUGAGGUCCUAUCAGUUGGAUGGAGUGAGGUGGCUCUCACAGUGUAUGAAGAACCAGCAAGGCUGUAUAUUGGGUGAUGAAAUGGGUCUAGGAAAGACCUGCCAGACCAUCUCUCUGCUGGCAUAUGCUCGAGGAAGACUUAAAAUGAAUGGACCUUUCCUUGUGCUGUGCCCUUUGUCUGUUUUGGAGAACUGGAGACAAGAGGUAGAACGUUUCUGUCCCAGUCUUUCUGUAAUCUUUUACACUGGGGAUAAAGAGAGAAGAGCAGAGCUCCAGAACGAACUCCGGACUGACAGAGACUUUCAUGUUCUUCUCACCACCUAUGAGAUGUGCCUCAAGGAUGCCUCCUAUCUUAAAAGUUGGAAAUGGAAGAUUUUAGUUGUAGAUGAAGCUCACAGGCUGAAGAACCAGCAGUCAUUGUUACACGAAACCCUCACAAAGUUUACAGUUGGAUUUCGAGUGCUCCUGACAGGUACUCCUAUUCAGAACAACCUGCAAGAAGUCUUUUCCCUCCUCACCUUCAUUCAGCCCAGUCUGUUCUCUCCUGACGAUGUUGAAGACUUUGUUAUUGCCUAUGCAGAUGUACAGAAUGACUCCUCUUUAGCCGAUGAGCUCCAUCAAGUCCUCCAGCCCUUUCUGCUACGCAGGGUUAAGACAGAGGUAGCGGCCGAUCUACCCAAGAAGUCAGAAGUUGUGGUUUUUCAUGGGCUGUCUGCUCUUCAGAAGAGAUACUAUAAAGCAAUUCUGAUGAGAGAUACUGAUGCUUUUAGGACGGAUCAAAGCAAUAAGACCCGAUUGUUGAACAUUUUAAUGCAGCUUAGGAAAUGUGUGAACCAUCCCUACUUGUUUGAUGGUGUGGAACCCGAACCAUUUGAGAUGGGGGAGCAUUUAGUGGAGGCCAGUGGGAAGCUGUCUUUGCUGGACUCCAUGUUGGCGUACCUUCAGGAGGGGGGCCAUCGAGUUCUUCUGUUCUCUCAAAUGACCAGAAUGCUGGAUAUUCUGCAAGAUUACUUGGAGUACAGAGGUUACAGUUAUGAGCGUCUGGAUGGCUCAGUCCGGGGAGAGGAACGUAACCUAGCUAUCAAAAACUUCAGCACCAAAGAUGUGUUUAUAUUCCUUCUUAGCACCAAAGCUGGGGGGGUUGGAAUGAACCUGACAGCAGCAGAUACUGUGAUCUUUGUGGACAGUGACUUUAACCCACAGAAUGACCUACAGGCAGCAGCACGAGCACACAGGAUUGGACAAACAAGGGCUGUUAAAGUGAUCCGGCUCCUUGGUAGAGAUACAGUUGAGGAGAUUAUUUAUUCCCGUGCCGUUUCUAAACUCCGUCUCACAAACACGGUGAUUGAGGAAGGACGUUUUUCUCUGCUGGACCAGGCUCAAUCUGCAACUUCCGGCCUUCAGUUGAGUGAGAUCCUGAAGUUUGGGGUGGAUAAGCUGCUGUCGUCAGAAGAGAGCUCAAUUCAAGAUGUAGACCUCAAGCUGAUCCUAGGACUGUCCCGCAAUGGGCAAUGGCUCAUGGACGAUGGGCACGUCAAGCUUAAUGAGAGCGAUGAAGAGGAAGAUGACGACGACACAGAGGGGCAAAACCACAUGUACUACUUUGAGGGUAAAGACUACUCUAAGGACCCCAGUGCGGAGGAUGAGAAGACCUUUGAACUGAUACUUGAAAAGCAGCUAGCUGAACUAGAGGAUGAUGGGAAAGAGGGCCGCUCACUUCGUAAUAAAGCUGGGGCAUUGCUUUCUGGUCCCCUAUUCGCCCCAGUGAGGAAGAAGAGGCCUCUUACGGAUUUAGAGUUAGAAGAGAGACGUCAGAAAAGACAAGAAGUUGCUGCAAAGAGAGCAAAACUACAGGAGGAGAGAAAGAGACAACAGGAAGAACUAAAUCAUAAGAAAAAGAUGGCUUGGUGGGACUCGUGCGGCUACAGAUCACUGUGCUUGCCCUGUGUGGACAGCGAGGGUGAAGAUGUGGAGCCUGAUGAUGACGAAGAUGUCAGCUUAAGCUCAACCGAUUCGGAUCACACGGCCAUUCGCUAUGUGCUGGGUGACGUGACCCACCCUCAGGCUGAUCGAGAGGAUGCCAUCAUUGUGCACUGUGUUGAUGACUCUGGAUACUGGGGAAGAGGAGGAUUGUUUACCGCUUUGGAGCUCAGAUCAGAUGAGCCGAGGAAGCAAUACGAGUUGGCUGGUGACAUGAAAGAUUUAGAGCUGGGAAAUGUUUUGGUUUUUCCUAUUGACGACAAGCAGUCGAGAUUCAGUGGAAGAGACUAUCUGGCGCUUAUAGUUGCCCAGCAGAGAGAUAAAGCCAAUAACUUAUCAGGCAUUCGUCUCACCGCCUUGGAGGAAGCCCUUAAGAAGAUCUAUAGAGAUGCCAAACAAAAGAAGGCAAGUGUUCAUCUCCCUCGGAUUGGCCACUCCACUAAAGGCUUCAACUGGUAUGGUACAGAGAGACUCAUACGCAAGCACCUGGCCUCCAAAGGCAUCCCUACCUCAAUCUACUACUAUAGUCGCACCUCUUCACGCUCUACCACAAUAGCUUCAACCACAACUUCUCCAUCUACCUCAACUUCAGCUUGUGCGCCGGGAGCAUCCUCACCAGCCGGGUCAACACACUCCCGCAGUCCUCCUGGUACUAGUAAAGGCUCAACACAGUCACCAAAGCUCUCAGUUACGUCAAAAGAAGGUCAAAGUGCACCAGGGUUGGCUGACUUCAUGAGAGGUGUUCAUGUUUACUUCUACAACAUGGCUGCUACUGAAAAGAAGAAGCUUACCCGCUACUUAAUCACAUAUGACGGUGAUGAAGAGGAUCUCAUGAGCUCACACGUCACUCACGUUGUAGGAGAAGUGGAAAGCCCUGUUCAUGUACAGGAACUGCGAGAUGUAUUGCGUCAGUACCCUCAGGCACUCCUUGUAAAGAAAAAGUGGUUGGAGUCUUGCUUUGCUAAUCAAAGGAAAGUCAGUGCCUCUAAAUAUGUAAUUUCAUUAACUUGACAGUUUGCCUAUGGUGAAAUCACUUUUAGUAUCUGCUGUAAAACUUUUAGUUACUCUGUAUUCGGUUAAUAAUGACGUUAGCCCUGAAGGUAAAUUAUACAUUUAAAUUAAGCAUUAUAUAUUAAAAAUAGCAACAAAACAGUGGGGUUCCUUGUACUAGUGUUUGUAAAGUAUGCAUUAUCCCUGUGUUUAUACUACUCUGUAUCCAUGUUGUUAGAUUAAGUGUAUGUGCAAUGAUUAUGUUUUUCUCUGGGUUUGGUUAUUGCACUGGCUAUUUUUAAUAAAAAGGAACUUACAAAAACUGUUGUGAGUGAUGUGUACCAAUUAUGCUUCUACU
Misgurnus anguillicaudatus (oriental weatherfish) is the source of this 3582-nucleotide messenger RNA. The record is from RefSeq and is a predicted model, not a curated record. Lineage: Eukaryota; Metazoa; Chordata; Actinopteri; Cypriniformes; Cobitidae.